CUGAUCCUCAAAGUACAGCUUUCCUGUUCAGCCCUGCGCCGUGCAGUGAACGAAUGAUGUAACGAUCUGCGGUGUAUAUUUUUUGCACACAAACACGUUGUUUGUGAAAGGAAACAAUACAUCCACAUUUACGCUGCAAAAAAGAAAGAAAGAAAAAAAAAACCGGACUGAUUUUGAUGUUUCUUCCUUGUGGAUGUGGGGAAGCGAGCGCCUUUUUUAUUCGGGGGAUGCAAAUCGAGUUGUUUUGUCCUGCAACAGAGGAGAUGCUCCGCUCGACGGAACGUGUGGUGUGAAGAAGUUGUGCAGUUAAUGCUUAGCGCUUUAAAAAGACACCGAUAACCGGUGAGAGGCUCAACAGAAAGCGUAACGGGGUCUGGUUACAGUCGGAGGAUGGUGGCGAAGAUGGCGAGCUACGGUGCGGCUUGUCACCUCGAAGAUGGAGACGGCGAUAUCCUUGCACCUGAAAACAAAGAUGAUCUGAUAGAAAAUGACAACAGCAGUUCAGAAAACACAGGGACAUCUACAGAGGAGAGCUCAGAGGAGGAGGAUGAUGAGGAUUAUGCAGGGAGCCACGCUGAGACGGAUGGAAAAGAGGAAGACAAUGAAGAAGCCCAUGAAGAAGACUCUAGAAACAAUGCAGUAGCUGAGCCUGAAGCAGAGGUGUUAAAUGGGAAAGAUGAGAGGCGCUUCAAAUCAUGCUGUGAAAAAUGCAAAGCCGUCCAUCAGAGCCAUGGCAGUGAGCUUGUUACCCCGAGGAGGAUCUCCAAGGGACGUUUACAGGUGCAGCUAGAAGGAGAGGGCACAUAUGAGUGUUCGGUCAUGGGUCUGGUUUUUGAAGCAGCUGAGCGGGUUCUUGUGAGGUACUCGGUCUUGUCCUGGUCCAAGUUUGGUGCUUUUCUGCGUGACUCCUGGAAAUUUGCUGGACCCAUCUUCAACGUGGACACGGUCAAUAAGGAUGCGUCAGUCCUCAAGUCCAUCCAGUUCCCACACUCCAUCUGCCUUGCUCAUCCGGACAAUGAGAUGACAUUCAGUGUCCUGCACAUAAAGGACAACCGUCCAGUCAUUGAGCCCACAGUGGACCACUCAGGUAGCCAUGUUAAGUGGAAUGUGACGUCCUUAUCACCCGUUGGUCCCAUCAUUCAGACGAGCCAAGCUGUAGAGCACCAUGGGGUGGUUCUGGUCUACAAACAGCUCACCACGGACAUCAACAGUUACAGCUUCCACGUCUAUCUGGCCACAAAUAAUGCGUCUGACAUCAAGGACAUAAAAAAUCAGGUGCGGGGCUAUAAGACUCGUUACACCGAGAUAGUUAAGCCUCCCACGUGCAAGCUGGACGAGGGCACGUAUCGUCUCCUGAGCGAGCCAGAGGGAGAGAUCAAACCUCAGGAACUGAAAUUCACCCUUGCAGUGACUAAAAUGAAAGGCUACUUUGAAGCUUUCUUUGAGGAGCGCCCUCCUUUUAAAUUAUCUCUUGUAGAGACUAACACUGAGGAGACUGUAUGGUCUGCUACCAUCAGAGAAGGUGACUGUGUGGAUAACGUUGAGAAGAAGCCGAGGAAAAGGACACACAGCAGACGGAGGAGCAGCAGCCCCUCAGAAGAUGAAACAGCCCCUAAAAGACUUUGUUGGCGAGACGAGUCAGAUGGAGUGAAAACAGGGAUCACUCAGGGCCAGGACAUGUCAGACAAGCAGCUAUUGCAGGUAGCCAAGAGGCUCGGGAGGGAGUGGAAGGAGGUGGCUAUCUUUCUAGACCUUGCCGCCACGGAGCUGGAUGACAUCCAGGCAGCGGAGAAAGAAGUGAACAUGCAGAAGCUGAAGAUGCUGCUGAAGUGGAAGAGCAAACGGCAGCCUGGAGAAGCCACAGCUAAACACCUGUUGCAAAGUGUGGCAGAGCUGGAUAGCUUGCCAAAUGAGGUUUAUCAGACUUUGCAAGAUAUGAUUGGCAAUGAAGCAGUAAAGUGAAAGUGAAAAUGGAUUCAUUAGACUUCAGGAUAUUUGAUGCUCCAUCAACGGGAUGAAACGAUGAUCUCAGGAACACAGCGGAGCAGAGUUGACCUCUUCCUUCAGUUUGCAUUCCUCUCUUGAAUAUUUUCCAGACAUGAAACUGAUUAGUUUAUAGUUCUGCAUUUCAUGAAAAGGACGUAUUUCCCUUAUUUCGUUCAGUUGUGGUCCUCCGGUUCUGUGCUGAGUACAGAACAGGCGAGCUGUAUCAAAGGGUACAGAACUGGAUCUGCUUACCUUUUAUCAGGUUUAAAAAUGACCAGUGGAGGAGUUGUGGUCACUGAGAUGUUUAGUAGCUAAUUAUGUAGCCAGUAAUAGAUGGAAAAGUCGGUGCUGCAGUGUUGAAACUGCAAAAGAAUCUGAAAAAAAUCCAUCCUGUGUAUUCUUUCACUUUUGGAUGUUAUGUUUGUGGGAAUUUUUAUAAAACAAUUAGGCAUUACAUCACGUGGACGUGAAUUACAGACUGAACUAUGGAACUAUUGUGUUCCUUUAUACACUUGUCCACUGUGUCUUGUAAAUAGAUUGUAGCUUAUUUUUUUUAAGCCGGUUUUGUCUUUUUUUUUUUUUUAAAUCUACCUACCUUAUUUGAUGUAAUAACCAUGCCUCUAAGUCUAAACAUGUAUGUAUAAGAGGUCCAAAAUGAUGUUGAUGAUGACUUCCUGUCCUUCUGAGGCUGGAACGCACAUCUUGUCUCCUCUGUGGAUUUCAGAUGCGUAGACAAAAAUGCCAUGUUUGGAUUCAUGGAUGAAUGUAAGUUUUUUUUACCUGUGAGGGCAGCUAAAAACUAAGCAACAUGUACUUUUCAGUAAACUUUAGGAUUAUUUCACAGAAAUAGACCUUAGGAGAAGUCAGAUUUUUUAAAAAAGAACAGCAACAACAGCUGUGGGAAUCUUUCAGUCAGAUGUGUGAACGCUUUGAGCUGAGCUGCAGAAACAGCAUCUGGAAUAUUGAAUCUUUUAGGGUCUUUUGCGUUGAUGUGUUGUAACAUUUACAUUCGGAGAAAAGGGUUGCUUCCUUAAAAAAAAAAUUACCACCAACAGUCCAGUUCAUCUCUGUUCCAAAUAUGUUUCUUUUUAAAAUCAGGUCCGAAUUUCUGUAAAGACUUUUCGUACAAGAAGUGAACUCGCUGUUCAUUUCACCAUUUUAAAGAAAGUGAUCCAGAUUCACACCAAAAUAGAUCAGUUCCUGCUUUGUCAUGCUUCACACCUCCAUCGAGUUUCAGGAAAUUCAGCUACUUAGUUCUUAUGUGAUAUUACUAAAAGCUGAAUGACAAACACUGGAAACUGUGUGCAUGGCUCAUCAGUGAAUAAAUUAGGAAACAAUUGAGUCACAUAUCAGAUCUUGCUGAAAUUCUUUACUGUUGAAACCAAAAUCAUCAAUCGUUUGAUUCAAACUCACAACAAAAAUCAAAGUUAAGUGUUUCCUUCAUUUUCUUUUUGUACAUUUCCAAACUGGCUGGAGCCAUUAGCAGAGGAAAUAAAUAAGCACUACUGACUGAAAUAAAA
This is a messenger RNA of Archocentrus centrarchus (flier cichlid), 3506 nucleotides long. RefSeq lists its product as uncharacterized. The record is from RefSeq and is a predicted model, not a curated record. Gene Ontology annotation, biological process: signal transduction; mRNA export from nucleus. Gene Ontology annotation, cellular component: THO complex part of transcription export complex. The transcript is spliced from 17 exons. Bases 391 to 1962 code for a protein of 523 amino acids. Gene Ontology annotation, molecular function: protein binding. Lineage: Eukaryota; Metazoa; Chordata; Actinopteri; Cichliformes; Cichlidae.